Dromaius novaehollandiae (emu) is the source of this 3161-nucleotide messenger RNA. RefSeq names its product calpain 10 (gene CAPN10). NCBI's taxonomy places the organism in Eukaryota, Metazoa, Chordata, Aves, Casuariiformes, Dromaiidae. The transcript has 14 exons. The record is from RefSeq and is a predicted model, not a curated record. Gene Ontology annotation, biological process: proteolysis. Bases 288 to 2306 code for a protein of 672 amino acids. Gene Ontology annotation, cellular component: cytoplasm. Gene Ontology annotation, molecular function: calcium-dependent cysteine-type endopeptidase activity.
UGGCGUGCCGCCUCUUCAUUGGGCGGAGAUCCAAUCCGCUACCUGUGGGCUGGGCGAGAGGUGGCGCGGGGUGGGCAGAGGGUGUCCGGCGUUGCUGCGGUAACGGCCGGCCGGCCGACCCGGGCAUGGCGGCGGGGCGUGCCCCGCGCAGAGCAGGGAAUUUCAAGGGUACUCUCUGAGGCUGAAAGAAACCGGCAAUGGCAUGGUUCAAGGCACUACCUAGAAAAAGUUGAAGCUUGGGAAUACAAAGUCUUGGAAAUAGCCAGCAGAAGUACUUGGGGUUGAAAAUGCUGGGAGAGAAAAAGCAAUUAAUUGUGAAAAGAGACCUUUAUACAGACCCCACAUUUCCAGCUAGUGAUACCUCUAUAUAUUUUAAUUAUUGUACCCCACUUGCACAAUUCAGAGGCGAGAUCUCAUGGUUGAGACCACAGGAAAUUUGUUCUACUCCUCGGUUAUUUUCAGACAAGCCACAGGACGUGCAAGUGAAACAAGGGAUUUUGGGAGACUGUUGGUUCCUUUGUGCCUGUAUAGCUUUGCAAAAGAGUAAAUACCUACUAAAUAAGGUAAUCCCUCCAGGUCAGCCUAGCUGGACGGAUGAGUCAUAUCAAGGCUGUUUCACUUGUCGAGUCUGGCAGUUUGGACAGUGGGUGGAAGUAACUGUUGAUGAUCGCUUGCCUUGCCUGGGUGGUAAACUCUGCUUUUCCCAAUGUCAGACGGAAGAUUUGUUUUGGCUUCCACUAUUGGAAAAAGCCUAUGCGAAACUGCAUGGAUCUUAUGAACAAUUAUGGGCAGGACAGGUGGCAGAUGCUUUAGUUGAUUUGACUGGAGGUAUUGCUGAAAGAUGGACCCUGAAAAACCCUGGAAGAAACACAGAGAAAGAGAAGACUGGUAUGGUUUUGGAGAAGACAGUGUUUAGGAGAUUAAUGAAUCUGAAGGAACAGUGUGUAAUAAGCUGCUCAGUCCUCAAUUCCAGACAAGGUGCAAGUGAACUAGGAGAAUUUCAUGCCUUUAUUGUGAUAGACAUGUUGAAUCUUUCUAAAGUGUCAGGCAAGGAAAUCUUCCUACUACGGAUACGAAACCCUUGGGGGAGGCGGUGCUGGAAGGGUCCCUGGUGUGAGGGUGGUCAAGGAUGGAGCCAACUGGAUCCUGUAGCUGCCUCAGAACUGCUCUCUCAGAUCCAAGAGGGAGAAUUCUGGGUUGAUGAAGAAGAAUUUUUUAGGGAAUUUGAUGAAAUUACCAUGGGCUUUCCAAUCAAUGAGGAAGGACAACUUCAGAGCCUCUAUACGGAGAAAGUUCUAUUUCACUCUCAGAAUCUUUUUGGAUCCUGGGUGAGAGGCCAGUCUGCAGGUGGUUGCCGUAACAACAGCAGCUUCCCUACCAAUCCUAAAUUCUGGCUGAGAGUCUGUGAGAAGAGUGAGGUGUGCAUUGCUCUGCUGCAGAAACACAGGAAAUACAGUCCUGACUGGGCUGGAAGAAUUCAAAAUCUGACUCACUUAGCAGAGGAAAAUCUAUCUUUGGCUGAAGGCAUACAAAGGAAGAAUUAUCAGGCUGUGGGACUGCAUGUCUGGAAGGUGGAGAAGAAGCGAUUUAACCUUCCAAAGACCCUCUCUGCUCCUCCAGUUGUAGGUACCGUCUGCCAUUCCUAUGACAGAGAAGUACAUGUAUGCUGUGACCUUUCCCCUGGGUAUUACCUUGUUGUUCCCAGCACUUUUCUGAAGGAUGAAGUAGGGCAUUUCUUGCUUCGUGUAUUUUCAACAGGAAGGAUCUCUCUCAGUGAGAUAAAACCACCACCCACUGAUGCUGCCUUCUGUGAAGAAUUCCCAGCAGGUGAAUGGGAGACAGUGCAGCUGCAGGGAUGCUGGAAAAAUGGUCAAAGUGCUGGAGGUAGCAGGAACUUCCCUUCCUUCCAUAUCAAUCCCUGCUUUCCCCUCUCCAUUCCUGCAGGACCAGGAAAAAGCAGUGUGAAAGUUACCCUCCGUCAGCACUGUCAAGAUAGCAAGUGUCGUCCAAUAGGUUUCCAUAUUUUCCAGGUACCUAACAGCAAUUGGAAACCACAUAUUUCCUCUUUCAUACACUUGGAGCCACUGGUUAGCUGUGUACCUCACUGCUAUUCACAGGAAGUAAGCCAACUUUGCAGACUUCCUGCAGGAAGUUACGUAAUUAUACCUUCUACGUACUCGCCAAAUACGGAAGGCAAUUUUACAGUAAUCAUAGCAACCAAGAUAGACAGGAAACGCAUUCAGAGCCGGGAGACACUUGGACAAGUAUUGCAAGAAGUCUCCUUUACAACUGUGAUGAAAAGGUAAUCUGGAAUUCUCACACUGUCAUUUUGGGAAACAUUGGAAAACCGAGGAACGCCUCACCUCUUGCUGUUUCCAGUUUUAAAUGGAGUGACAAGAAGAUCAUCUUAACCCAGUUUUUCACUGGUAAUAACUGUCAGGCCUACAGUGACUUCUCUGUAAAAAGUACCUCCAUAAUCAUAAGCACUCUGAUUAUUUUUUAGAACCAGCAUUGUACAGCAGGUCUUCAUAAGGUACCUCAGUUCUUCACAAAUGCAGGUGGAGAAUAUGUGCAUGUUUUAAUCUAAGCUACAAUUUUAGAAGAAAAACGUAAAAAUGUAUGUGCAUAAUGAAAUAAUACUUGGGAAAAAAUACUUGAGCUUACAGAGUAACUUCAGGAGAUCGAAGUGGGAACAUAGAGGAAAGAAACUGGAGUUUUUUUUUCUGUAGGACAUACCUCAAGAAUCAUCACAAUACACUGGAGUAGAGAAAGUUCAAGUUGGUAUCCUAUACUGCCAGUCAUGCUGCUGAGCACUUUAUCGUGGGCCCUUUGCUAAUCAUGCAACUGCUAGGUUGAGAAGGAAUAUUUUUCGUGAGUUUUUCUUUAAUGAGCCACCACACAGGAAAAAUACAAGACUUGAAAACUUUUGUUUAUGAGCUAUCAAGUGGGACUGCUUUUAUAAAUCUCUAAGAAUGGUGUUUUAUGCAAGAUUUGCCCUUACUGUAAGAAGAACCAAGGUUAAGGGAUUUUUUUCUUUAUUACUGUUGGGAAGUAUUUCUUACUCAAGGAGGGUUUUUUAGAUGUUAUAUUUUCCUCAAUAAAAAUGGAGUAAUGUUAUGAACUUUUAAAAUGUCUUUUAUUAAAAAGGUGAAAACUGCCAA